Messenger RNA from Molossus molossus (Pallas's mastiff bat), 5705 nucleotides. It is a transcript of the gene PPP1R9A, whose product is annotated as protein phosphatase 1 regulatory subunit 9A. Gene Ontology annotation, biological process: neuron projection development; calcium-mediated signaling; actin filament organization. Gene Ontology annotation, molecular function: actin filament binding. Lineage: Eukaryota; Metazoa; Chordata; Mammalia; Chiroptera; Molossidae. Gene Ontology annotation, cellular component: actin cytoskeleton; dendrite; cytoplasm. The record is from RefSeq and is a predicted model, not a curated record.
AUGUUGAAAACGGAGUCUUCAGGCGAACGAACCACUCUCAGAAGUGCCUCUCCUCACAGGAAUGCAUAUAGAACUGAGUUCCAGGCAUUGAAAAGUACUUUUGACAAACCCAAGUCAGAUGGGGAACAAAAAACAAAAGAAGGUGAGGGCUCCCAACAGAGCAGGGGGAGGAAAUAUGGUUCCAAUGUCAACAGAAUUAAAAACCUAUUUAUGCAGAUGGGUAUGGAACCCAACGAGAAUGCUGCAGUCAUUGCCAAAACCAGGGGGAAAGGUGGACCUUCAUCCCCUCAGAGAAGAAUGAAGCCCAAAGAAUUUCUGGAGAAAACAGAUGGCUCAUUUGUUAAGUUGGAGUCCUCUGUUUCUGAACGAAUUAGUAGAUUUGACACAAUGCACGAUGGCCCUUCAUAUUCUAAGUUCACAGAAACUCGGAAGUUGUUUGAGAGAAGUGUGCAUGAAUCAGGACAAAACAACCGUUAUUCCCCAAAGAAAGAGAAGGCUGGAGGGACUGAACCUCAGGAUGAAUGGGGUGGUUCGAAGUCCAACAGAGGCAGUACUGACUCCCUGGACAGCCUUAGUUCCCGGACAGAGGCUGUCUCCCCAACUGUGAGUCAACUGAGUGCAGUAUUUGAGAACACUGAUUCCCCCAGUUCCAUUGUUUCUGAGAAGGCUGAAAACAACGAAUAUUCAGUGACUGGACGUUAUCCUCUGAAUUUACCAGCUGUGACUGUUACAAACCUUGACACCUUUGGUCAUCUUAAGGAUUCUAAUUCUUGGUCUCCUCCAAGCAAACACAGUGAUGAUGCAGAGGAUGCUCGAAAGAGUAACACAUCCCCAGUACCAGAAGUGACUUCAAAAAGUACCUCUCUAGCUUCAAUGCCUAGUGAAGAGGCACAGCAGAGCAAGGAAGCUGAGGACUCUGUAUCUAAUCAAGAGACUCCUGACAGAGUUGACAAAGAUAUCCCUGAAGAACCUGGUGCUGAGAAUAAGGCAAUGCCAGAGUCUGACAUCCUUUCACCACAAAAUGAACCUUUAGAAGAUGCCAAAGCUAACUUGGUUGGGAAUGAGGCAGCAGUGUUACAGAAGAAGGAACUUGCAGGUGGUGAUUUUAUCUCUGCUGAUGCUUCUGGAUCCAGUUGUGGGAAGGAAGUAUCUGAAGAUUCAAGUAAUAUUGAGAGUUCCCAUGUUUACAUGCACAGUGACUAUAAUGUAUAUAGGGUAAGAUCCAGGUAUAAUUCCGACUGGGGAGAGACAGGCACUGAACAGGACGAGCAGGAAGACAGUGAUGAAAACAGUUACUAUCAACCUGACAUGGACUACUCGGAAAUCGUUGGAUUGCCCGAAGAAGAAGAAAUCCCAGCAAAUAGGAAAAUUAAGUUUAGUAGUGCUCCAAUUAAGGUUUUCAGCACGUACUCCAAUGAGGACUAUGACAGGAGAAACGAUGAAGUUGACCCCGUGGCCGCUUCAGCCGAGUAUGAGCUUGAAAAGCGUGUAGAAAAGCUGGAACUUUUCCCAGUGGAACUAGAGAAAGAUGAGGAUGGACUUGGCAUAAGUAUUAUUGGAAUGGGUGUUGGAGCAGAUGCAGGACUUGAAAAGCUGGGAAUAUUUGUCAAGACAGUAACAGAAGGCGGCGCUGCUCAGCGGGAUGGCAGAAUACAAGUCAAUGACCAGAUUGUGGAGGUGGAUGGAAUCAGCUUGGUGGGUGUCACACAGAAUUUUGCUGCCACUGUUCUCAGGAACACCAAGGGCAAUGUCAGAUUUGUUAUCGGGCGAGAAAAACCAGGGCAAGUGAGUGAGGUUGCACAGUUGAUAAGCCAGACGCUGGAGCAAGAAAGGCGCCAGAGGGAGAUGCUGGAGCAGCACUACGCCCAGUAUGAUGCCGACGAUGACGAGAACACGGUGGCUGACUUGCAAGGAGUGUCUGGCAACUGCAAUAACAAUAACAACUAUUUCCUUCAGACAGGAGAAUAUGCCACAGAUGAAGAGGAGGACGAGGUAGGACCCGCCCUGCCCGGCAGUGACAUGGCCAUUGAGGUCUUCGAGCUGCCUGAGAACGAGGACAUGUUUUCCCCGUCAGACCUGGACACCACCAAGCUCAGCCACAAGUUCAAAGAGUUGCAAAUCAAACAUGCAGUUACAGAAGCAGAGAUUCAAAAAUUGAAGACCAAGCUGCAGGCAGCAGAAAAUGAGAAAGUGAGGUGGGAACUAGAAAAAACUCAACUUCAACAGAAUAUAGAAGAGAAUAAAGAAAGGAUGUUGAAGUUGGAGAGCUACUGGAUCGAGGCUCAGACAUUAUGCCACACGGUCAACGAACACCUCAAAGAGACUCAAAGCCAGUAUCAGGCCUUGGAAAAGAAAUACAAUAAGGCAAAGAAAUUGAUCAAGGAUUUUCAACAAAAAGAACUUGAUUUCAUCAAGAGACAGGAAGCAGAAAGAAAGAAAAUAGAAGAUUUGGAAAAAGCUCAUGUGGUGGAAGUUCAAGGCCUGCAAGUACGGAUUAGAGAUUUGGAAGCUGAGGUGUUCAGGCUGCUGAAGCAAAACGGAACUCAAGUUAAUAACAACAACAACAUCUUUGAGAGGAGAACUUCUCUUGGCGAGGUCUCUAAAGGAGAUUCCAUGGAGAACGUGGAUGUCAAGCAGACGUCUUGUCAAGAUGGCCUAAGUCAAGACUUGAACGAAGCGGUCCCAGAGACGGAGCGCCUGGAUUCUAAAGCCCUGAAAACUCGAGCCCAGCUGUCCGUGAAGAACAGACGCCAGAGGCCCUCAAGGACCAGGCUCUACGACAGUGUCAGUUCGACAGACGGCGAGGACAGUCUAGAGCGAAAGCCUUCAGACAGUCUCUGUAAACACAUGCACAUUACCAAAUCACUUCUGCCCAAGGGUUUGAGAACUUCUUCUCCAGAACCAGAUUCUGGUGCUCCAUCCCUCUCUUCAGUGGCUGGCAGUGUGCCCUUCUCGGAGGCUGACCACAUAGCUGAAUUUGAAGGACCACUGCUCCCAGAAAGGGAGGCUUCCUCCUCUGUUUGGGGAGAUACGUCGCUCUCCUCUCCUUCAAAAUCCGAUCAUGAUAUGGAAGAAUCUCCUUGCCACCACCAAGCCACCACCAAGAAAAUACCACAAGAAAAAGAUGGCGCCAAAGGUUCCAGAUCACCGAGGGCAUCCAGCUCUUUGGUGCUGCAAGGAGGAAAAAUUAAGCGGAAGUUUGUGGAUCUGGGGGCACCACUGCGAAGGAACUCCAACAGGGGAAAGAAAUGGAAGGACAAAGAAGCCAAUAGGUUUUCUUCGGGUAACAGGAUCUUCCGCGGCAGGCUGGACCCCUGGAAGCUGAAGCCGUCCCCCGCAGCGCCAGCCUCUCCUCGUUCACCUUGCAUGCCAUUCCCGUGGUUUCAUGACAGCCGGAAAGGAUCCUAUUCCUUCAGGAACCUGCCUUCACCUACAAGUCCCCUCCAGCCUUCUCCUGAAACUCUAAUUUCAGAUAAAAAGGGGUCCAAGGUAGAAAACACAUGGAUUAAAAAAAGCAAACAAGGAAACCCCAAAUCUUCCUCCUCUUCAGUCUUUGGAAAGCUCCAACUUGUGUGUAUGCUCUGGAUCCGAGAAACCAAUAAUUUUACCUUCAACGAUGACUUCAGUCCCAGCAGCACCAGUUCGGCAGACCUGAGCGGCCUGGGAGCAGAACCCAAAACGCCAGGGCUCUCUCAGUCCUUAGCACUGUCGUCAGACGAGAUCCUGGAUGACGGGCAGUCUCCCAAGCACAGUCAGUGUCAGAACCGGGCCGUGCAGGAGUGGAGUGUGCAGCAGGUCUCUCACUGGCUCAUGAGCCUAAAUCUGGAGCAGUAUGUAUCUGAGUUCAGUGCCCAGAACGUCACUGGAGAGCAGCUCCUGCAGCUGGAUGGAAAUAAACUGAAGGCUCUUGGAAUGACAUCAUCGCAGGACCGAGCAGUGGUCAAAAAAAAACUCAAGGAAAUGAAGGUGUCUCUGGAGAAGGCUCGGAAGGCUCAAGAGAAAAUGGAGAAACAAAGAGAAAAGCUGAGGAGGAAGGAGCAAGAGCAAAUGCAGAGGAAAUCGAGAAAGACAGAAAAGAUGACGGCCACAGAGGGCGCUGGUGAGCAGUAACCAUCCUCCUGGAGGCGGGAUGCCCCCCGCAGCGCCUGCCUCUGCCUGCCCUGCUUGCCUGGAGGGAUGGCGAAGAAACUGAUGACAGGGGUACUGAGCUGUAGGCAGGCUGGGGAGCCUUGUGCCGGAUAACCGCAUUUUCUGCGAUAAUCGAACACCCUUCAUUUUAACCUACUGAAACAAUCCCAAGCCACCUUUAGUUUAUUAACAAACCAAGGAGCUCAUUUGUGAGAGAGGCAAAGCAGCUAUGUUUCUGUUUUCUCUUACUUACCAGCAUCUUGUGCUGUGUUGGGUGGGUGUGUGUGUCACUUGGAAAACCAGCAUGACAAUGCCCUCCAAGAGCAUGACCCACAUGGUGUUGUUAAUGGAGUGCCAUGAAUUUUCAGCAUGGGGUCCUGCCCCUGGGCAUUUGCACAUAUCUGCAUGGCUGAGAGCACCACUCUGCCAUGAGACCAGGGCUGCAGGAUCCACUCCAGUGUGUGAAAGUUCCCCCUCAUCUCUGGGUCUGGACAGUGAGACGACCCCACUGUGGAAACAUGGAUGCCCUGCCCCGUGAUUACCUCCUGCGGCAGAAGGCAAGCAUGCAGUUCCGCUUGCUGGCAUCUGAAAGAGAGGAAGGAAUUCAGUUAUUAACCCCAGAAGGAAGCAAAAGCCUUAAGAAUGUAGAUGAGGGUAUUACCUUGGGAUUUGAGGAUAACAUUUAUCCUCCAGAUUUAGCCGAACAGAGGAAAAAUCAGAUGUUAAUACAGCCAUGGGAUAUUGGGAUCUGUUGUUAACUUUGCUACUGCUGUGUUUCAGCAUUUCAGCAACACUGACACACACCACACAGUUCCUUUCCCCCAACAAAUGGAACAGGAAAUUGAUUUUUAAGGAAACCAACAUUUCAGGUUUCCUCUCCCGGGGAACAUUCUGGCUAGUCUUCAGCUUGACUAUGACACAGUCAGGAACUCGCCACAUAUUUUCUUUUGAGAUUUCCCAAGUGAACUCGGUUAGUGUUUUUAACAAAUGUACUUUUAAGAAAAAUAGAAAUGCCAGUUCGAGAAAAUUUAGAUUUGAGUAACAUUCAACCAGAGAAGCAAUUUUAUUGCGCACACAGAAUGUUCCCAUAAAGGAGAGCUGUCGGUUAUGUUCGGAGAUGCUCUGAAUGGCUUUCCUGGGCCGUUCGCUUCCAUUCUUCAGGGAUUCCACUUUACAGUUCAAGUUUGUUUAAGGUGGUACACAGCAUCCAGUCGAGCAGGGUGGCCAGUUACGGUAUUUUAGAGCCAGUAUUAAGGAUGUCAGCUCUCAUGAAACUAACUCAAGUGCCAGAGACUAGGACAGAGGAGGAGAAAAUAAAUUCAUCUUGAGAAAUUUCAAAGGAUGGAUCAGUUUUUGGUGGUGGUGGUGGUGAUUUGCUUUUUAUGUUUAUGUAUCUGGUUCUCUUUGCUACAUUGGCUCUAAAAGUAGGGUCAUCUCCUUUCCAAGGGAUGGGUUCCAGAGCAAGAGUUGAGGGCAGACAAAUUUUUGGACAAGUAUUUUACUUCCUUUACUAUGUGGAGAGUCUGUCCACAUCUUCCACCGGAAAUGUUGCAUAUGCAGACCUUGGGGCGGAGGCU